CGCGUGUUCCGCACCUUCAACGUGGAGAACCGCGCCCGCCGCGAGAUCAGCAAGGAGAAGCCCACGCCCGCGCCGCGACACCCCACGGCGCGCCUUGACGCGCUGGCCAAUCGCCCAGAAAUACAGGAGGAAAUCUACAGAAAGGACGACAGGCUCCUCACUCUGCUAAAGGAUGUUUAUGUCGAGUCUAGAGACCCCCCUAAGCAGGUAAAAGAUCAAGGUGUUGAAUCUCUUCCGUGCAAACAUGAGGAAAAGAGACUUACAAAACUAGGCCAUUUGGAGGCUCUUGAUGUUAAGAAGGUUCCCAAAGGCAAAAUUUCCAUUGUGGAGGCUCUGACGCUUCUCAACAAUCACAAACUUCAUCCUCAUAUAUGGACUGCAGAGAAGAUAGCACAGGAAUAUAGUCUGGAACUGAAGGAGGUCAAGUCUCUUCUGGAAUUCUUCAUUCCCUUUUCUGUGCAGGAAUUUCCUACUGAAAACAGAAAAGCUAUAAAACCAACAUAAAAAUAAUUAUCAAAACCAUGCAAGAUCUCACUCGUGUUUUAACUUCACUCUGAACAUAUUCGUUGUCUGAAAAGAAUUACUAAUAUCAUCCAACAAGGUUGUCAUACCGGUAGGAUGUAUUUGGGCAGUUCAUUCUGACUUCAGCCAAACGCAGCAAGUAUUGGAGGUAGUUUGUAAACCAGAAUGUAUUGUCAGUGAGAUCAUCAGAGAGUCAUGUGGCACCAUGAACCUGCUGUCACAUGCAGGUUCACUUAAAAUAUGUCAGUUCUGGUCGGAGCUCUCUCUAAGAUGGGCGGGUUUUCUUAACAGAGAGACUUUCUGGCCUUCAGCCAAAGCAGUGUUCUGUGUGUACCAGCUCUGUAGUUUCAUGUUAUGGUCCAUAUUGAAGGACUUGUUGCCAAGAUGUAUGUAUAACAAUAUUAUAUAUUUCCUCUGUAUGAAAACAGAAUAGUA
Nothoprocta perdicaria is the source of this 957-nucleotide messenger RNA. RefSeq names its product NADH:ubiquinone oxidoreductase complex assembly factor 4 (gene NDUFAF4). The transcript is spliced from 3 exons. Gene Ontology annotation, biological process: mitochondrial respiratory chain complex I assembly. Gene Ontology annotation, cellular component: mitochondrion. The annotation marks the transcript as partial. NCBI's taxonomy places the organism in Eukaryota, Metazoa, Chordata, Aves, Tinamiformes, Tinamidae. The record is from RefSeq and is a predicted model, not a curated record.